AGAAUGAAAUCAGGGCAACAAAAAGCAGGGUUAUUACUGUGUGAGAAGCUGAUAGAGUGAUGGGAGGAACACACAGUGCGGGUAGAGACAACGACGAACUGGUUGAUGUUCUUAUUCAGGAGAAGUACAUUGCGACUGAAAGCGUGGAACAAGCAUUUCGCUAUGUAGACCGAGGUGAUUACAUCAGUGGCUUCCCCAACACGCAGGUCUAUGGUCCUGAUCAGACCUUGAGAAAGACGGACAACACCUACGCGCCACCUCUCAGCUCCGUGUAUCUACGCUGCUGUGGUGGAGGCGCUGGAUAUUCGGCCAGGGAACUCGUUUCUGAACGUUGGAAGCGGGACUGGCUACUUAUCGACCGUUAUUGGCUAUCUAAUCGGACAUGGUGCCUUGAACCACGGUAUAGAAGUACGAAAGCAGGCAGUUGAACACAGUUACCAGUGUCUUGAGAAAUACAUCACACAGUGCAUCAUGUUUGACGCUACUGGUCUCGCUAUUCCGCUAUUUGUAUGUGGAAACGGGCUGGAUAUUGACACCGGAUACAGAAAGUACGAUCGUAUCUACGUCGGAGCUGAGGUUCCCCAGUCUCACAAACGGACCUUCUGUUCCCUUCUAGCAAACCGCGGCAAACUGGUCAUGCCAUACAUGAACAAGCUGAUCUGUGUGACACGUGAUGACGACAGUUUCACGUGUAAGGAGCUGAUGUCAGUCUCCUUCCGGCCCCUCCUGACUCCUCAAAUGAUUGCAGAGGAAGUGGUCGGAGACGAGGAGCCUGAAGAAAGAGAUCCUCACAUCUUUCAAAUCAGUACAAGGAUAGAAACGCUACAAGAGAUGUGCCGGUUUGAAAUCUACCAACUGCUGGGAAGAGAGCACCUUGCCAAGGUCCUAGAGCUGCCGAUCAGUCCAAUUCUACAAGACUUCAUAGUUUAUUACCGAGACCCUGCAUUGACACACACGCGGGUACGCCCUGUUUACAACGAACCUCCUCCCCCUCCUAGAUCACGAAUACAGGCCAUACUACAGGAUCCACCGCCAAGGAUUGGAGAGUAUCUCGGACUGGUGGAGCGACUGAUCGCCGAGCGGGGUCGCCCAGAUGGCGCAGAUGAUUCAGAUGAAGACUUGCCAGCUGAUUCAGACGAUGAUGACAUGCCUGUCAUGAUGGCAGCCAACAUGGAAGAUGCGGAUGAAGAUUUACCAAAUCUCCGCGAGGACGAGGUUGAGGAAGCUUUUAUUGAGAGCGAUGACAGCGACAAUAGUUUAGAGAGCGCUGAGGAAAUGGAAGAGGAGUGGGAGAGUGGAAAUGAGGAUAUUGAGGAGGAGACUGUUCAGGUUGAAGAAGAAGACGAAGAAGAAGAAGGAAACGUUAUGGUGAUAGUAGAUGAAGCGAUCCAGCACCAAUCAGACGAUAGACAAGACGGGAAUGGAUAACUACGGAAAAGUCGUCAUUUAAGAUUUGUGGCGCGAUUUUAACGAAGUUCGUUUUCCAUAAGGAUAUAUUCUUGGAACUCUGGGCGCAUUUGAUAACAUUCAAUAAUGUGUGGCUGAACAUUGGGCAUUCAGUACCCUGGACCUUUCGAAGGAUAAGCUUGUUGCACAGGGUUUCUUAUAGCAAAGUUGGCAGUUAAUGUUAUUUAUUCCCUUUAUUUUAUUUUUCUGAAUUAGAAUAUUGCUAAAAACAGUGCUAUUCAACUAGUGAUUCUGCCAAGUUCGCUUUAUAGUUGCCUUGUUAUCUGGCUCCUGUGGAGCUUGUAAGUAAUAAACUGAUCUGAAGAGUUGUACUCACUUUUGUUGUACGCACUUUCGUUUAGUGAGCAACUUUCACUUUCGCUUUCUUUUUUGAUAGGACAGAGGUAUCAUCAUUCGUUUUCAAAAGGUGCCUAGACUUCGUUCUAUAAGAGAGAUUUUAUUUUCACUCUUGAUGAACUUUGAGUGUUUUUGGUGAAAUGAAAAAAUAUAGACGUUUUUUCGGCUGCCCUCACUAAAAUUGUUUUAGAUUCUUUUUAAUUUCAAAUUCAUAUUUCAACAUUUAUCAGCAACAUUAAUACGAUGAGUUAUAAUCUCAUUUUCCCAGCAAUACUUCUGUGAUUUCAACUUAUUAGAAUUAUUUCGUUGUAAGCCUUCAGUGUGAAAUCACCCUCAUUGUUCCAGCCAAUUCACAUUUGUUUCAACAACAAUUUGAAGACACUAAUUAUAGGAAGACGAAAUUGUGUUUUUUAAAGGCCCAUUUUGGGCUGGAAAUCUCUGAUUGUACAUUUUUUGGAUUUUUCCAAUUUGUUGUUUAACAAGGAAUCAUUUUCACGGACGCGAUUUCCGAAAAUAAUCUCCGAUGACUUCCUUUGUUCUAUAUACUGAACGGUUACGCUGAUUUGCAGUUAGCAUUUCAAAUUGUUCUUAUCUACUGAAAAUGAUUAUCAGUGAGAAUUAUCACAUAAAAGGGUUAUUUGUUACUA
This is a messenger RNA of Bolinopsis microptera, 2450 nucleotides long. RefSeq lists its product as uncharacterized. The transcript is spliced from 10 exons. Bases 472 to 1428 code for a protein of 318 amino acids. The record is from RefSeq and is a predicted model, not a curated record. Gene Ontology annotation, biological process: intracellular signal transduction. Lineage: Eukaryota; Metazoa; Ctenophora; Tentaculata; Lobata; Bolinopsidae.